Messenger RNA from Hyaena hyaena (striped hyena), 2065 nucleotides. It is a transcript of the gene PGBD2, whose product is annotated as piggyBac transposable element derived 2. Lineage: Eukaryota; Metazoa; Chordata; Mammalia; Carnivora; Hyaenidae. The record is from RefSeq and is a predicted model, not a curated record. Gene Ontology annotation, molecular function: sequence-specific DNA binding. Bases 168 to 1946 code for a protein of 592 amino acids. The transcript is spliced from 3 exons.
UCGUGCCGGACGUUGCGCGGCCGCGACGCUCGAGGCGGGCGCGGUCAGGCGCUCCGGGGUUCGCUGCAGCGCGCUGUGUCCAGCGCAGCUCUGCUAGACUUCAGCUGGUCUGCCGCGCAGAUUCUUUGACUUUGCACAUAAAGACCACUCUGUGUUCCCAGUAUAACAUGGCUUCAGCUUCAAGCAGUUCCACUGUUGGGAAAGGUGGCAGUUCAAAGCUAAAGUCCAUGAAGGUACUUGAGGUUCUGAAUGCAUUGGAAGAGGAGGGGCCCAGCCACAGCAGGGAAGAGAUCUUCAUUGCACCACCUGACAGUGCCUCAGGGGACUUCACUGAUGAGGACUCAGGUGACGAAGAUUCCCAGAGAGGCUACCAUCUGCCUGGUAGUGUGAUGCAUGCUUCUGUUGUGCCUGAAGACUCUGGCACUGAGGAGGAGGAUGUUGACUUGCAGCCACCACCAGCCAUGAAGAGGCAAAAAGCAGUAGUGGACCCUCAGCGUGUUUGGAUCAAAAGAGAUAUCCGACCCAACUUCAGCAAUUGGACUCCAUCAGAUCCUCACAUAGAGGAUCUCAAAAGCCAGGAAUUGAGUCCUGUAGGCCUGUUUGAGUUGUUUUUUGAUGAAGGAACUAUUAAUUUCAUUGUUAAUGAAACCAAUCGUUAUGCUUGGCAGAAAAAUGUCAACCUCGGGCUCACAGCCCAGGAAUUAAAGUGUGUUUUGGGAAUUUUGAUUUUAAGUGGGUAUAUAUCCUAUCCAAGGAGAAGGAUGUUUUGGGAAACAUCUCCUGAUUCACAUCAUCAUCUUGUGGCUGAUGCAAUUAGAAGGGACAGGUUUGAACUGAUCUUUUCAUACAUGCAUUUUGCAGAUAAUAAUGAGCUGGAUGAAAGUGAUAGGUUUGCCAAGGUCAGGCCUCUCAUUGUCCGGAUGAAUUGCAAUUUCCAGAAGCACGCACCCUUAGAAGAGUUCUACAGCUUUGGUGAGUCCAUGUGUGAAUACUUUGGGCACCGGGGAUCUAAGCAGCUGCCUGCGGGGAAACCCAUGCGGCUGGGCUACAAGAUCUGGUGUGGGACAACCAGCAGGGGCUAUCUGGUGUGGUUUGAGCCUUCACAGGGCACACUGUUCACUAAGUCAGACAGGGGCUUGGACUUAGGAGGCAGUAUGGUGGUAAAAUUUGUGGAUGCUCUUCAGGAGCGUGGCUGUUUGCCAUACCACAUAUUUUUUGACAAAGUUUUUACAAGUGUCAAACUCAUGUCCAUUUUGAGGAAAAAGGGGGUGAAGGCCACCGGAACUGUUCGUGAAUACAGGACUGAGCGAUGUCCCCUCAAAGAUCCCAAAGAACUUAAGAAAAUGAAGAGGGGUUCAUUUGAUUAUAAAGUUGAUGAGAGUGAGGAGAUUAUCGUGUGCCGCUGGCAUGAUACCAGUGUGGUUAACAUCUGCUCCAAUGCUGUGGGCAUAGAGCCAGUGGAGCUGACCGGCCAUCAUUCAGGAAUAGCCAAGACACGGACCCAGGUCCAUCAACCAUCCCUGGUGAAGUUGUACCAGGAAAAAGUGGGAGGGGUCAGCCGGAUGGACCAGAACAUUGCCAAGUACAAGGUGAAGAUCCGGGGCAUGAAGUGGUACUCAAGCUUCAUUGGCUAUGUCAUCGAUGCUGCCCUCAAUAAUGCAUGGCAGCUACACAGGAUCUGCAGCCAUGAUGCCCAGGUAGACCUCCUGGCCUUCCGGAGAUAUGUGGCCUGUGUGUACCUAGAGAGCAAUGCUGACAUGUCGUCCCAAGGGAGGCGAAGCAGACGGCUGGAAACUGAGAGCCGCUUUGACAUGAUUGGUCACUGGAUCGUCCACCAGGACAAGAGGACUCGGUGUGCCCUUUGCCACUCGCAGACCAACACCCGCUGCGAGAAAUGCCAGAAGGGUGUCCAUGCCAAGUGUUUCAGGGAGUACCACAUUCGGUGAUGCACAUUGGACAGAGGGAGCCCUGUGGAUGUUUGGUUUAUAAUGAAAUGUUUAUAGGGGCGCCUGGGUGGCUUAGUCGGUUAAGUGUCCGACUUUCGCUUAGGUCAUGAUCUCGCGGU